AUGAAAUUCAUUCACUUUGUCUCUGCUACUUUGAUUGUUUGCCUCGCUGGAUCGGUCCAUGCUUGCGAAAACAAGGAACGUGCAAGCGACCCGGCUACCGAAUAUGUUCAAGACCGAUGCCGUUGGGUUGGAGCCUUGAGAUGCAGUGCUCCCAAUCUCACUUCGCUGCCUAUAUGCCAAGAAGGUCUUGUGCUUACAGCUGCAGCUACUGGUGGACCCUCUUGCUGCUGCCCUCCUGCCUAA
Molecule: messenger RNA, 243 nt
Organism: Lichtheimia ornata
Lineage: Eukaryota; Fungi; Mucoromycota; Mucoromycetes; Mucorales; Lichtheimiaceae
Exons: 2
Coding region: 1-243 (80 amino acids)
Source: RefSeq, a predicted model, not a curated record